ACCGAAAUAACCAGCGACGUUUUUGAAGAUCUUCAAAAUUUGGAAGAAUUGUAUUUAGGAAAUAAUGAAUUGACUAAAGUGCCAAUUGAGACAUUAGAAAAUUUGAAGGAGUUAAGAACUUUAGAUUUGUCUUCAAAUAUUAUUUUCAUUUUGAAAACAAAUGAAUUGAUGUUACCGAAAUUAAAGAACUUGGAUUUAAGUAAAAACAAUUUAACCGUCAUUGCCAGUGAAACUUUCAGCGGACUGAAAUCAUUAGAAAAUAUAAACUUAUCUAACAAUAAAAUUGUCAACAUUGAAUCAAAAGCAUUCGAUAUCAGUAACCUGAAAUCUUUGGACAUUUCGUACAAUCGACUUUCCAAUGUUCUUACUCUACCAGAAAGUAUACAAGUUGUAAAUCUUGAAUGGAACGCUUAUAUAUUUUGGCCUUUUGAAAAGCCCAUUGAAGAAUUGCGUUAUUUAAAUUUACGCCAAAAUAACAUACGAAAAGUGAACUUGGAUGAAUCUUACAAAAAACUAGAGACCUUAAUACUUUCCGGAAAUGUACUCAUUGAGUAUCCGCGAAUGAAACUAAAUGAGCUUUCAACAUUGGACUUAAGCAACAAUGAUUUUUCAAUAUUACCAGAACAACUCGACAUAAAUCUAAUGCCCAAUUUGAGACACCUUUCACUAAGUGGAAAUCCAAUUCGCAAAAUUAAAUUUGAAAAUAUCCUUUCCUUGGAAACGCUCGAGAUAAACGAUAUGUCAAGACUUACAGAAAUUUCGGGACUCGAAAACAUACAUGGCAGAAUAUUUGUCGAAUCAAAUAAACCUUGUGUUCAUCUGAGCAUUUCAAAUUGUGAAUUGCUGGUUAAAAUACAAAAUGAUGCUUUUGAAAAUAUAAAUUUAUGUAGUUUAAAUUUGAGUCAUAACGCUCUGAAAGAAGUGCCGCUCUCGGUGCCAAACGACAUAGAACUUGAUUUACAGGGAAACCCUUUGAUAUGCUCUUGCAGCCUACAAUGGUUUUUAGACGAUAUAUUACCAUUUUUGUAUAAACAUCACCAGCACGUUUUACCCGAAUUGCGAUGUGGUUCUACGCGUUUGGUUUAUUGGUACAAUUGGCCUGGCAAAGUAUUGUGUGAUAAAGACUCAAAGAAUUAUAUGAAAGCCGACCUGAAAGAUUUGAGCCUAGCAUCAAGCACAUACCAUCAAACAACUUUUCGAUCUGGGAGAGCUUUCUAUGCUAUAGCUGGAGGUUCAAUAACGUUACUUGUAAUUCUUGUUGUGAUAGGGAUGUAUCACACAAAGGUACAAACGAGAAGAUUAAAAGCCUUGAAAAGAAACCGAAGAUUACAGAAGAUGCACGAAUCACUGAAAAUUUACGGGGGGGGUUACGGAUAUCCAGAAGCUGGUGAUUGCGGAUCAAGUCAUACGCGAAUAUGGGCUAUGAAUAAACUAUGUAUUUUAAAUAAGGAGAAUUUAUUCCCCUACAACGAACAGAUAAAAUUUAUCAAUAUCACUUCAAGUGGUAUAAAAUCUGUGAAACCAGGAGCUUUUAAAAAUCUGCCCAACUUAGAAUAUUUAUCGUUAACUAACAAUAGCAUAAAAUACCUCGGAGGAAACAUAUUUCAAGGACUCAAAAAACUUAAAUCGUUAGACCUUUCCCAAAAUAAACUGACCGAAAUAACCAGCGACGUUUUUAAAGAUCUUCAAAAUUUGGAAGAAUUGUAUUUAGGAAAUAAUGAAUUGACUAAAGUGCCAAUUGAGACAUUAGAAAAUUUGAAGGAGUUAAGAACUUUAGAUUUGUCUUCAAAUAUUAUUUUCAUUUUGAAAACAAAUGAAUUGAUGAUACCGAAAUUAAAGAACUUGGAUUUAAGUAAAAACAAUUUAACCGUCAUUGCCAGUGAAACUUUCAGCGGACUGAAAUCAUUAGAAAAUAUAAACUUAUCUAACAAUAAAAUUGUCAACAUUGAAUCAAAAGCAUUCGAUAUCAGUAACCUGAAAUCUUUGGACAUUUCGUACAAUCGACUUUCCAAUGUUCUUACUCUACCAGAAAGUAUACAAGUUGUAAAUCUUGAAUGGAACGCUUAUAUAUUUUGGCCCUUUGAAAAGCCCAUUGAAGAAUUGCGUUAUUUAAAUUUACGCCAAAAUAACAUACGAAAAGUGAACUUGGAUGAAUCUUACAAAAAACUAGAGACCUUAAUACUUUCCGGAAAUGUACUCAUUGAGUAUCCGCGAAUGAAACUAAAUGAGCUUUCAACAUUGGACUUAAGCAACAAUGAUUUUUCAAUAUUACCAGAACAACUCGACAUAAAUCUAAUGCCCAAUUUGAGACACCUUUCACUAAGUGGAAAUCCAAUUCGCAAAAUUAAAUUUGAAAAUAUCCUUUCCUUGGAAACGCUCGAGAUAAACGAUAUGUCAAGACUUACAGAAAUUUCGGGACUCGAAAACAUACAUGGCAGAAUAUUUGUCGAAUCAAAUAAACCUUGUGUCCAUUUGAGCAUUUCAAAUUGUGAAUUGCUGGUUAAAAUACAAAAUGAUGCUUUUGAAAAUAUAAAUUUAUGUAGUUUAAAUUUGAGUCAUAACGCUCUGAAAGAAGUGCCGCUCUCGGUGCCAAACGACAUAGAACUUGAUUUACAGGGAAACCCUUUGACGUGCUCCUGCAGCCUACAAUGGUUUUUAGACGAUAUAUUACCAUUUUUGUAUAAACAUCACCAGCACGUUUUACCCGAAUUGCGAUGUGGUUCUAUGCGUUUGGUUUAUUGGUACAAUUGGCCUGGCAAAGUAUUGUGUGAUAAAGACUCAAAGAAUUAUAUGAAAGCCGACCUGAAAGAUUUGAGCCUAGCAUCAAGCACAUACCAUCAAACAACCUUUCGAUCUGGGAGAGCUUUCUAUGCUAUAGCUGGUGGUUCAUUAACGUUACUUGUAAUUCUUGUUGUGAUAGGGAUGUAUCACACAAAGGUACAAACGAGAAGAUUAAAAGCCUUGAAAAGAAACCGAAGAUUACAGAGUUGA
This is a messenger RNA of Ctenocephalides felis (cat flea), 2991 nucleotides long. Its product is annotated as protein artichoke-like. The transcript is spliced from 18 exons. Gene Ontology annotation, molecular function: protein binding. The record is from RefSeq and is a predicted model, not a curated record. NCBI's taxonomy places the organism in Eukaryota, Metazoa, Arthropoda, Insecta, Siphonaptera, Pulicidae. The annotation marks the transcript as partial.